AAAAGUCCGCACACUGAGGUCACGUGCAGACCACAGCAGCCAUACUCAAGACAUCGCAGAAUCCUCGGGGAAAAUAAUUCUUGCAAGAUGGACGCAAGACCAAUGAUGCUGCUGCCUCUUCUCAGCCUGGUCUUCGCUGUCGGAGUUUCUGCUCAGAACAAAAAUGUUUUACUCGUCGUAGCGGAAGAUGCCGGAGUUCUGGGAGAGUAUGGAAAGGGUGUGACCAUGCCUAACCUAAAUGCUAUCGGCAACAGAAGCGUGGUCUUUAGAUAUGGCUUCUCCUCCUCCAGCAGCUCCUCGCCCAGCAGGUCUGCCAUCCUGACAGGGCUGCCUCCUCACCAAAAUGGAAUGUACGGACUGGCACACAGCAUCCAUCACUACAGCUCCUUCCGCAAUGUUCAAAGCCUUUCCACCAUUUUGUCUGCCAAGGGAAUUCACACAGGUGUUGUUGGAGAGAAGCGCAUGUCGCCUGACACAGUCUACAGGUUCGACUUCGAGGCUACGGAGGACCAGUAUGACGCCGACCAAAUAGGCCGCAACAUAACGGUCAUGAAAGAGGCUAUUCGCACCUUUCUGUCCUCUAGAAAUGAUAAGUCCUUUUUCCUGUACUUCUCGUACUAUGACGCACACAGGUGCUCGAGACAAAAGUACGGCCAGUUCUGCGAAGAGUUCGGUGACGGUGGUCGUAACAACGGGCUGAUACCUGACUGGACGCCGGUCACCUUUGGUCCCAAUGAUGUCAACGUGCCCUACUACCUGCCCAACACGGCAGUAACCCGCCAGGAACUUGCCAACAUGUACAAGUCAUUUAGCAGAAUGGAUCAAGCUUUGGGAAUCGUUAUUCGAGAGCUGUCGGAGGCCAAUCUUCUGGACAACACCCUGAUCAUAGUGACAUCAGCCACAGCAAUUUCCUUCCCAGCGGCCAAGAACAAUCUGUAUGAGCCCAGCACGAGACAACCCUUCAUGAUCUCCUCUCCUUUCCACAAGGAAAAUUGGGGCUUUGUUUCCGACGCAAUGGUGAGCGGCCUCGAUCUGUUCCCCACCAUUCUGGAGUGGUUCAACGUGCCCUACCCUGACACUAGCAGGCUUCUGACAGGACGGUCAUUACUGCCUCUGACAGUCGACCCGAGGAACUCUUCCCUGUUUGACCACGUCUUCGCCAGCCAUAACUCGGACGAAGUGACGGCCUACUACCCGAUGAGGUCUGUGCGCACGCCACACUAUCGCCUGAUCCACAACCUCAACUCCGGGGCGCCCUUCCCCAUCGCAUCCGAUGUCUUUCAGUCGCCGACAUUCACGGAGUUGCUCAACAACACCAACAACGGGCGCACCACCCACUGGUACAAGAGCCUGGGCCAGUACUACAACCGUGACGAGCUUGAACUCUACGACCUGCAGAUCGAUCCCAUGGAGACCACCAACGUGGCCAACGACCCCAGCUACAGCGCCGUCGUGAAGCAGCUGCUGGAGCAGCUGGUCAGCUGGCAAAACGUGACCCGUGACCCCUGGCUGUGCCGACCAGAGGGCAGCAUCGUCAACAGCAGGUGUGUGGCCGACGGCAACGGCCUGGCUUUGGUUUGAAUAAAUAAACCAGGUACUGACAAAAUGGCUGACAAACGAAAAUUUAUCGUUUGAAUAAAAAGAUAUAGACAUAAGAAAAGAAGUGGAAACCACUGUUGCUAUUGACUACAUCGUGCAUGGUCAAUCAGCGGAUGGGUGUUAAUUAGUUGACGUGUUAUUAAGUGUAAUUCGUGUUUGCAAUAAACUGCUUGAUAGAUCA
Messenger RNA from Pomacea canaliculata, 1780 nucleotides. RefSeq names its product N-sulphoglucosamine sulphohydrolase-like. The transcript is spliced from 8 exons. The coding region runs from base 88 to 1581 and encodes 497 amino acids. The record is from RefSeq and is a predicted model, not a curated record. Gene Ontology annotation, molecular function: N-sulfoglucosamine sulfohydrolase activity. Gene Ontology annotation, biological process: heparan sulfate proteoglycan catabolic process; glycosaminoglycan catabolic process. NCBI's taxonomy places the organism in Eukaryota, Metazoa, Mollusca, Gastropoda, Architaenioglossa, Ampullariidae.